ACCAGACCAGUCAAGCACAGCAAAUCAAAACUUUCUCAACAUCCUUUAAAUCAUCGCUAAAACUUUUGCUUCUUGUCACAAACUCACAAUGUCGCUCAUCCCCAACUUCCGACGAAACAGCGACUUUGAUCCCUUUUCCCUCGAUCUCUGUGAUCCUUUCAAGGAUUUCCAAUUCCCUACUCCUUCUUUCUCUGAAUUUCCUCAUGAAAACUCGGCCUUUGUCAACACUAGGAUCGACUGGAAGGAGACUCCGGAAGCACAUGUGUUUAAGGCUGACAUUCCAGGGCUGAAGAAAGAAGAGGUCAAGGUUGAGGUCGAAGAUGACAGGGUGCUUCAGAUUAGCGGAGAGAGGAAGAUAGAGAAGGAGGACAAGAAUGAUACAUGGCACCGGGUUGAGCGUAGCAGCGGCAAGUUCUCGAGGAGGUUCAGGCUUCCAGAGAAUGCCAAGAUAGAUGAGAUUAAGGCUGCUAUGGAGAAUGGGGUUCUCAGUGUGACCAUUCCUAAGGUGGAGGUGAAGAAGCCUGAUGUCAAAGCCAUUGAAAUCUCUGGUUAAUUAAAACUUCAGAAAUCAGGGUCAUCUUUACUAAUUCUCUUUUUCUUGCUUGUCCUAUCAACGUGAUAUUGUGAGUCUCAGUAAUAGUAUGAGUGUGACCAAGUGUCGGUGUAUCUUGUAAUGUGUAAUAUUAAGUAUUUGGAAUCUGGUUGUAAACUUUUGUUAAGCUAAUAAAAAUGUUUGAAGUUCAUAUAUUUC
Fragaria vesca subsp. vesca is the source of this 751-nucleotide messenger RNA. Its product is annotated as 18.5 kDa class I heat shock protein-like. The record is from RefSeq and is a predicted model, not a curated record. Gene Ontology annotation, biological process: response to heat; response to hydrogen peroxide; protein folding. NCBI's taxonomy places the organism in Eukaryota, Viridiplantae, Streptophyta, Magnoliopsida, Rosales, Rosaceae. The transcript has a single exon. Bases 89 to 553 code for a protein of 154 amino acids.